Messenger RNA from Mycena indigotica, 1134 nucleotides. RefSeq lists its product as uncharacterized. The transcript is spliced from 2 exons. Lineage: Eukaryota; Fungi; Basidiomycota; Agaricomycetes; Agaricales; Mycenaceae. The coding region runs from base 1 to 1134 and encodes 377 amino acids. The record is from RefSeq and is a predicted model, not a curated record.
AUGCUGCCUCCCGAACUUUUCGACGCAAUAAUCGAGCAGGCACGGGACGACAUCGCAACGCUCAACUCGUGCUCUCUCGUCUGCAGAUCGUGGUUGGCAAUCAGCCGGCAUCUAACCUUUGGCCAAAUCGUCUUUGGGUUGCGGCCAGAAACCGUCCAAGGAUUUCUCGAACUCAUAGCUAGUCCUUAUGCCACUAUUUUGCCCUACAUACACGCGGUUGAACUACUCGGGAACGACUCUUCUCGUGGAUAUCAACUCGAGUGGCUCGACCGUAUCAUCACCGUCUUGGCGAACAUCCCGUUCCUUACCGCCCUCGUUUUGGAGAAUAUCAGCUGGAAUGAACUCGUUUCUGCUACUAGAGACACUCUAAUCGACGCGUUCCAGCAGAUUACGCGUCUGGAUCUUCGUGCUUCCGACUUUGGCUCAGUAGCACAUCUCUUCCGUCUCGUCGCCUCCAAACCGCGACUUCGAAGCUUAGGCUGUGACAAUCUCGGCUGGACAGACCCGGACCCAACAGAAACGGUGAUAGCCCCCAGAAUGCUCAACCAUUUGCGUUUGAGUGGCUGCUACGAACGCGACAUCCUCGACUGGCUCCUAGCACAAACAUCUAUUCCCCCCAUUUCGGAUCUGGAACUCGGAGCAGUGCGACCCGAGGACACCGCUUCUAUCGGAAACUUUCUUCGCCGGCUUGGACCACGUCUCCGUACCCUUCAACUCGAAUUUUGGUCCCUGGACCCAGGAGGAGAUGCCGAGGACUUUUGUGCCCACGUAGACCUUUCCUAUAACUCGAGCCUGCACACGAUUGUUCUCGACAAGUUUAUCCACUAUUCGACAUAUCGUUUCAGUAGUGCUGUUGGCUGGAUCCCGCAACUUGUUUCUCGCGCUGGCGGCUUAAAACAUAUCAUGCUCAGCAUCUCGAUCAGACGCAUCGACGAACUGACCCCUGAAGACGACCCGAUAGACUGGCCUGCGCUCGACGCCGUGUUCUGCACCCUCCAUCGACUCUAUUUUCGUGUCUGGAGCUCCAUCGAACUUGACCAAGUUACCCCGGUGCUCACACACCAAUUGCCCAAGUGUGCUAUGCGUGAAGGGUUGCUUCAAUUUCGUUCAGGAUUUCCCAAGGGUGAAGAGUAG